This is a messenger RNA of Meloidogyne enterolobii, 2119 nucleotides long. NCBI's taxonomy places the organism in Eukaryota, Metazoa, Nematoda, Chromadorea, Rhabditida, Meloidogynidae. The record is from the annotation of a GenBank genome assembly.
AAUGAGUUCUACAAAUGAUCAAAAACCUGCUGUUUCUUUUUCUCAAAUUGAAGCAACAUCAAAUCAAACAUUAAAACAAAAUUCCUCACAGAAUGCUGGACAAGAAAAGAGUUCGAAUUCUGCAAGUGGAACAAAUUUGGGAAUUAAAGAAAAUUCUCACAAUCAAAAUAGCAGUAAUUCUUUGAGUCAAGGGGAAUGGCUUCCUUCAUCUAUUCAUUUAUGUGCUUACCAUGAUUGCAAUUCUUUGGCCAAUGCUUGGAGUUUAGGUCUAAACGUGUCCAGUCUGAAUGGGCCAACGGGUGCUUCACAGGCUCAGAGUCCAUCUGAAGAUGAUGCAGGUGAUGGAAAGUCAAACGAUUUACUCGUCUCUUGUCCAGCAUUUAGAAACGAAUUGGGUGUUGAACCUGUUAGAAGAAUUGCUCUCUCUAGGCAUACUUGUCAUCAAAAUACCUCAGGAAAAUCACAAGCUUCUCCAAAUAAAUCUGCUGAAGAAGAAAGUCUUCAAACAAGACAUAGAGAACAUAUAGCUUCUGAAAUUGGUGUACUUGAGGAUGUUUCUAAUGUAUAUUUGGGUGGUAAACUUUGUUCUGAUAGGCAAUCCAAAAUUGUUGUUGAACCCCAAGAUAUGGGAAGCUAUUAUUAUAGGCAUUGUUUUGUUGGAAGAAUUCACAUUGAAUAUUGUGGAAUGGAUGAGACAUUGGGACCAUGUGUUGUAUCAAUGGUUAGAGAAGAGACUAAAGACGGGUCUAGCCAGCAUAAUAUUUAUCGUCUCGUCCUUCGGAUAAGCGAUGUUUUAACAAUGCGUGUUUCUGUGCCAGAGGAGGCACUUUCUGAUGCUCAAGAUCGCAGUACUCGUUCUUUAAUGCGUGAAUUGCUUGAUAUUGUCUGUCCUCAAAUUCAUUUUGCCUCUCUUAGACCAACCACGAAUAUUCAAAAAGUGGAAGAACUUUUACUGAAAAUAGAUGAACAACCAAUCUAUACAAGAUAUAAAGUUGGGGUUUUGUAUUGUAAAGAUAACCAAUCUACCGAAGAACAGAUGUAUAAUAAUGAAAAUUCUUCUCCACAUUUUGAAGAAUUUCUUGAUUUUCUUGGCACUCGAGUAAAGCUCAAAGGUUUAGAUGCCUUCAAAUAUAAAGGUGGCUUAGACACAAAAGGAAAUACUACAGGAUUAUAUAGUAUUUAUACUGAACACCAUUCUGCUCAGAUUAUGUUACAUGUUUCUACAAUGCUCCCAUUUACUCCAAAUAAUAAACAACAGUUGGCAAGAAAGCGACAUAUUGGCAAUGAUAUGGUUACAAUAAUUUUUCAAGAGCCAAAUGCAUUGCCUUUUUCGCCAAUAACAGUCAGAUCACAUUUUCAACACGUUUUUAUUGUUAUACGUGUAUCCAAUCCACUUACGGAAAAUGUUAGUUAUAGAGUUGCUGUCGCUCGUGCCAAAGAUGUACCUGCAUUUGGACCUCCAGUUUCUUCAAGUGCUGUAUACCAGAAAAGUACCCAUUUCCAUGACUUUCUGAUCACUAAAAUAAUAAAUGCAGAAAAUGCUGUUCAUAGAUCUCGUAAAUUUGCUUCAAUGGCAGCUCGGACAAGAAGGGAGGCAUUAAAAGAUUUGGUUGAAAAUUAUGCAGCUACACAUCACUCUAACGAGGGAGCAUCUAGAAUUGCGUCAAGACUCUUAGGAGGAGGUGGGUCGGUGAAACGCCGCGAGAGAAUUGUGCCCAAGCCUGUCUUGGAUUCUGGACUACGUGGCGCUCUUUCAUGGCAAGUGGAAGUCUUCGAUCAUUCUCUGAAUCAAAGAAUGCCUGCUGUACUCGGGCUUUCCGCUGAUAACUUGGUCAUUUUGGAUGUUCCAUCAGGUCUUGUAAUUUUUGCUACACCAACACAUUCUAUUUUGGGUUGGAUACAAAUAGCAGAUAAUGGGUUGAAAAUUUUCUAUGAUCAUGGUGAUAUUAUUCGACUUUGGUGCCCUUCUCCAGAUGGAAGUGAAAGAGAAAUUGGAUUUCUGGUAAAAAGGCUGGUUGCUGUCACAAUUGGUGAUGAAGCAAAAGAGGUGGGAUAUUAUUACUUUCAUAAGAUAAUAAUUUUUAGGUAAUUCUUCGAAAAACAAAACCUUCAGAAUCUU